AGCGCUCGUGCUCCUCCUCCUCCAGCCCCCCUCUCCAUGGGGACGCAGCCACAAUGAAAGGCGGAACACCUUCCUGCACCCAGUGACGGGACAGGUCCCCGAGGACGCCUCGAGGCUUGACUUGCCCAAACACAGCUCGGACAUGUCCAGCAAGGCGGGCAGCAAGCGGCCGGCCACCGUCCCCAGCGAGCCCCCCAACCACGCCAUGGUGGCCGAGGUGCCCCCGGAGCGCCCCGGAGGCCGGGCUCCGCGCUCGUCCCGCAAGGGCAUCGCCUUCGGGAAGCGCUCCAACUCCAUGAAGAGGAACCCCAACGCCGCCGUCACCAAGAGCGGGUGGCUCUACAAGCAGGCCAGCUCGGGGGUGAAGCAGUGGAACAAGCGCUGGUUCGUGCUGGUGGAUCGGUGCCUCUUCUACUACAAAGACGAGAAGGAGGAGAACAUCCUGGGCAGCAUCCCCCUGCUCAGCUUCCGCGUGGCCGCCGUGCAGCCCUCGGACAACAUCAGCAGGAAGCACACGUUCAAGGUGACGGUGUGCUGGGUGCAGGAGCUGCCGGCGGGUAACGGGCAGUCCCUGUCUCCCCAGGCCGAGCACGCCGGCAUCCGCACCUACUUCUUCAGCGCCGAGAACACGGAGGAGCAGGAAUCCUGGAUCCAGGCCAUGGGCGAGGCCGCCCGCGUGCAGAUCCCCCCGAGCCAGAGGCACGAGAAGCCGGACUCGGAGAACAUCCCCCCCAGCAAACACCACCACCACCACCACCACUGCAACGCCGCCCACCGCGAGCACCCCAAGGCCGAGCCCGACGCCAAGACCCGCGGGGAGGGCGACGGCCGCGGCUCGGAGAAGAUGGAGCGGAAGCCGUCGGAGCGGGCGGACGCCAAGAAGGAGCCUCUGGCCAAAGCCAACGGCCUCGGCGGGCAGGAGCCGCCCUCGGAGCCGGGCAGUCCCUACCCCGAGGGGCCGCGGGGGCCGGCGAGCGCCGAGCGGCCGGCACAGCCCAACGGGUGGCCGUACCCCUCGCCCAGCCGGCCCGGCAGCACCGCCUUCCCCGCGGCGGGUGACGGCGAGAGCGGGGCCCAGCGCCGCGGCGUCACCCCCAGGUCCCACCCCGAGAAGGUGGCCCAGCGCAAGAGCUCCAUGACGCAGCUGCAGCAGUGGGUGAACUCCCGCCGCGCCACCGCGGCCCCCGAGGAGCUGCGCAGCCCCACCAGGUUUUACCCCGUGUCCCGCCGGGUGCCCGAUUAUUACUCGCCCUACUCGCCGCAGUACCCCGAGGAGUACCAGUACUACCCGCCGGGCGUGCGCCCCGACAGCAUCUGCUCCAUGCCCGCCUUCGAGCGCGUCAGCCCGCCGUGGGCGCUGGAGGACAAACGCCACUCCUUCCGCAACGGGGGUCCCUUCCACGCCGCCUUCGGCCGCCAGGACGUCCCGCUGUGGCUGCCGGCGCCCGCCAGGCCGCCGAGCUACCUGGACGAGGUGGACGCGGCCUCGGGCUCGCUGCGGAGGAUGUCGCUGCAGCCGCGCUCGCGCUCCGUGCCGCGCUCGCCCAGCCAGGGCUCCUACGGCCCCGCCAGGGUUUACUCGCCCGUGCGCUCGCCCAGCGCCCGCUUCGAGCGGCUGCCGCCCCGCGGGGACGAGAUUUACGCCGACCCCGCCGCCUUCGUGAUGCGCAGAUCCAUCAGCUCGCCCAAGUACGAUUACCUGGGUGACAGGCGGCCCGUCCCGGCCGGGGUGUACCCCUACCACUUCCCGGCGUCCCCCACCAUCCACGACAAAAUGGAUGAACUUUUAGACCUUCAGUUGCAAAGAAACCUAGAAUAUUUGGACCAGCAGAUGAGCGAGAGCGAGACCCUCAUCACUAUGGUGAACAGGAUGGUGGAGACCUCCUCCCCUAGGGCCCAGCUCUACAUGCAAGUGACGCCGUUCCCGGAGCCCUACAGGGACACCCUGCACCCCUACAAGAUCAGCGAGCAGGACACCGAUAAGCUGCUGGGGAAGCUCUGCGAGCAGAACAAGGUGCUGCGGGAGCAGGAGAGGCUGGUGCAGCAGCUCCGGGCUGAGAAGGAGAGCCUGGAGAGUGCCCUGAUGGGGACACACCAGGAGCUGGAGAUGUUCGGGAGCCAGCCCGCCUACCCGGAGAAGCUGCUGCACAAGAAGGAAUCGCUCCAGAACCAGCUCAUCAACAUCCGGGUGGAGCUGUCCCAGGCCAGCACGGCCCUGGCAAACAGCACGGCCGAGUACGAGAGCCUGGAGAGCGAGGUGUCCACCCUGCACGAUGACCUCUGGGAGCAGCUCAACCUGGACAUCCAGAACGAGAUGCUCAACCGGCAGAUCCAGAGGGAGAUCUGGCGCAUCCAGGACGUGAUGGAGGGGCUGAGGAAGAACAACCCCUCCCGAGGCACCGACACGGCCAAGCACCGAGUGGCCCUGGGCCCCUCGGGCACGUACAGCUCCAACAGCCCUGCCAGCCCCCUGAGCUCUGCCAGCCUCACCAGCCCCCUGAGCCCCUUCUCCCUCAUCUCCGGCUCCCAGGGAUCGCCCACCAAGCCAGGCCCCGGCGAGGAACCGGGCCCGCCUCGACCUCCCCUCCCCAAGUCCUACGUGCCCCUGGAGUCUCCUCCGGCCGUUCCUCCGCUCCCCAGCGAGAGCCGCCUCUGGCCCUACCCCGCCUCCCCUUCCUGGCACCAAGGAGAGGCCAAGCGGGGACAGCCCAAACCAGGCCUGGAGCAGAGCAAGAAGGAGCCCCCCCGGCCCAGCCCCCCCGGGCCCGCCCCCGAGGGGCUCCCGCAGAGCCGGCCCGAGCACGACGGCGACAAACAAGGAGCCCUCAACAAGGUGGGAAUCGUCCCCCCCAGGACCAAGUCUCCGGCGGAGGACGAGGUGGUGCCCAGGAGGAAUGGCCUGGCCAACGGGCUCGGCUCCCGGGAGAGACCCAAGAGCGCCGUGUUCGCCACCGAGACCAAGGUGAAGAUGAGCGUGGAGGAGCAGAUCGACCGCAUGAAGCGCCACCAGAGCGGCUCCAUGAAGGAGAAGCGGCGCAGCCUGCAGCUCCCCGGCCCCCAGCCCGACCCCCCCGGCACCAAAACCCCCUCCUCCUACAAGGUGGUGCGGCGGCACCGCAGCAUCCACGAGGUGGACAUCUCGGACCUGGAGGCCGCGCUGCGCUCCGACGAGCCCGGCAAGGUGUACGAGACGCCGCAGGAGGAGAUCGCCCGGCUGCGCAAGAUGGAGCUGGAGCCGCAGCACUACGACGUGGACAUCAACAAGGAGCUGUCCACGCCGGACAAAGUCCUGAUCCCCGAGCGCUACGUGGAGCUGGAGCCCGAGUCGCCCCUCAGCCCCGAGGAGAUGAAGGAGAAGCAGAAGAAGGUGGAAAGGAUCAAGACUCUCAUUGCCAAAUCCAGCCUGCAGAACGUCAUCCCCCUGGGCGAGGGGGAGGUGGACGCCCCCCAGGACCCCGAGGUGCAGCUGCAGGAGCAGGAGAAGAGGAUCGAGAUCUCCUGUGCCCUGGCUGCCGAGGCCUCGCGCCGCGGCCGGAUGCUCUCGGCUCAGUGCGCUACCCCCAGCCCUCCCACCUCCCCAGCCUCCCCGACUCCACCGACCAACCCCCUCUCGUCCGAGCCGCCCCGGGCCGACAGCAGCCACCUCAUGCGGGUGUGAGCCUGUGACCUCAAGCCCUGGCUGCUGCCGGCGCCACCAAGUUCCACGGGGCCACGUUUUAGUCCCCUCCUGAGGUGACACCGAGCCUCGCGCCACCGUCCUCGGUUCUCCCGGACCCCCCUCCCUCCCUCCGGCGGCGACACCAGCGGGAGAUGUGGCACCGACGGGAGCCCCGUCCCAAGGAGACGGAGGAGGGCCGGGGUUGUCCCCAAGGAGCCCCCAGGGCUGUCAGUGGCCACAGGGACACACCUGGACACAUGUGACAGUGGCCACAGGGACACACUCAGCUGUGACAGUGGCCACAGGGACACACCCAAACAGAUGUGACAGUGGCCACAGGGACACACCCAGCUGUGACAGCGGCCACAGGGACACACCCAAACAGAUGUGACAGUGGCCACAGGGACACACUCAGCUGUGACAGUGGCCACAGGGACACACCCAAACAGAUGUGACAGUGGCCACAGGGACACACUCAGCUGUGACAGUGGCCACCGGGGCACACCUGGACAGCUGCGACUGGCCACCAGGACAUCCCCGGGCAGCUGUGACAGUGGCCACAAGGACACACCCGGACAGAUGUGACAGCGGCCACCGGCCCAAUGGCAAGCACAGGAGUCCUGGGACAGCCCCCCAAGGUCUGUGACGGGGCUCUUGGGGUGGGGACCCGCCUGUCCCCACCACGGAUGGUGCUGCCACCUCCCAGCGCACCUGGGGGCUCCUCGGGCGCCGUUUCCCCUCCCUGAGCUCUGAUUUUGGAACCCGUCUGUGUCACCGCCCGCGGCUCAGCCCGAGGAAGAGGGGACAGGGCGGAUGGAGGUGGCACUGGGGGGACACGGAGGUGCCCAGCGCGCUCCAAGGGCUCUCCAAGCGCGGAGCGGGAGCUCUGGGCAGGGAUGGGGACGUGGGAUGGGGGCAGAGCAGAGAAUUGGGGUGCCAGGCGGGAUAAGGGAGCUGUGGGGUCGGCAGGGACCCCCCUCUGGAGGGUGGGGACGGUGCUGAGGAGGGGUUUGGGGACAGCAGGGUCACCUGGGGACCCACUGCCACCCUCCAAAAAUCCCGCGGCUCUCCAGCCCCUUCCAGCGGUUCGGAUUUCCUGUAGCAAAUUCCCCCUUUUCUUUAUCAUCCUGGAGGGUGGGAAAGAAGCAGAAUCCCUGGAAGGAUGCGAGCGUGGCAGGGCGGACGGAGCCAGGAGCCGGAUCCCAAAUCCCAAAUCUCCAAUCCCAAAUCCCCUCCAUCCCUCCUGGCCCGAUCCCAAACCCCCAGGACCUCCCUGCAUCCCAAUCCCAACUUAGCAAUACUUGUAGGAUCCCUGGAGCCCUAAAUCGCGCUCCCGAGCCCCCCCCAGCCCCUUUAGCUCAUAAAGCUGGCCCUUUAUUUUGCUAUUUACAUGCCUUAAUAUAUGUUUGAUGGAAAUUCUACAUUUAUAAUAUAUAUCUAUAUUUGGUUUUCCUCUUCUUUUCCCGGGAAAAAGCUCGUGCUGAGCUCUCUCUUCUCCGCAGGAUUUGUUGGCGCCAGCUCCGCCAACAAAAAAAAAAAGAUUCUUUACCAAUUUAUCAGAGGGGGGAGGAAAUAAAAAAAAAACAACAAAAAUAAAAAAAAAAAAAGAAGAAGAAAAAAAAGGGAAAAAAACUAUUUAAAAAUAUAUAUCUAUUUUUUCUGCUUUUAUUAAAAGCAAAUUUAUUUAAAAUAAAAUAUACAGAGACUGUAAGUUUGAAGAGAGGAUGAGUUUAUUUCCCUGUGUCCCCUCUCGGGUCACGGGGGCAGACCCCCCCUUACUCUGGGGACACCUUGGGGACAUCCUGGGGUGGCCGUGGGGCAGCAAUUCCCAUCUCCGGGACCCAAAGCUCCCAUCCCACCCUUCCCAAAGCCACCAGCUGCUGUCCCCAAGGUGUGACCCGGCCGCGAUUUUAUUUUAUUUAAAAAAAAAAAAACCCGAUAAUAAUAAAAAAAAAGGAAACCAAACCUUAAUGUAUUCAUUUUAUUUUGGUUAUUAUUUUUCAUAAACACUUCAUAAAGCAGUGACUUGUUAACCCGGACAGGAUUUGCAUCGGGAGGAAAUAAAUAAAUAAAUCUAUUUAUGCAUUCGGAGAGGGUGGGACGGGAGGGCUUUGGUUUUCUGGGAUAUUUUCCUAGCGGUAGAGAAAUAAAAAUAUCUAUGAAACAG
Vidua chalybeata is the source of this 5825-nucleotide messenger RNA. RefSeq names its product pleckstrin homology domain containing A6 (gene PLEKHA6). The record is from RefSeq and is a predicted model, not a curated record. Lineage: Eukaryota; Metazoa; Chordata; Aves; Passeriformes; Viduidae. The transcript is spliced from 27 exons. Bases 143 to 3658 code for a protein of 1171 amino acids.